AUGGACGAGCUUUUAGCUUCACGCGAUGCAAGCUCUCAAAAUGAGAAGCAAGACAUCGAUGAUGCUUCAUUUCUGACUGCUCAAGAAAACCUUACUAUGAACAGGUCUUUUUUAACCGAUGAUGAUUCUUUCAUCACUGUGAAGUCCGAUAUCUCGGAUACGAGCAGGGAUAAUUCAUACGAGCUGCUUCAUCAUGAUUUGACAAUAACAGAAGAAUCCACAAAGGAAACCCAUGCAGAUAGUUUCCUAUCACCCACUGUACCUAUGAAUGCAGCAAAAGAAGCUAAGGAAAACGAGAUUACAAAUUUGAGAUACCAGCGCCCUUUACAGCAGGAUCUUGAUAACGUCAAGCUGGAUGGGAAUUCUGAAGCGAAUAGAAAGUAA
Molecule: messenger RNA, 384 nt
Organism: Strongylus vulgaris
Lineage: Eukaryota; Metazoa; Nematoda; Chromadorea; Rhabditida; Strongylidae
Source: the annotation of a GenBank genome assembly